Ramularia collo-cygni is the source of this 1491-nucleotide messenger RNA. RefSeq lists its product as uncharacterized. The coding region runs from base 1 to 1491 and encodes 496 amino acids. The record is from RefSeq and is a predicted model, not a curated record. Gene Ontology annotation, molecular function: DNA-binding transcription factor activity, RNA polymerase II-specific; zinc ion binding. The transcript has a single exon. NCBI's taxonomy places the organism in Eukaryota, Fungi, Ascomycota, Dothideomycetes, Mycosphaerellales, Mycosphaerellaceae. Gene Ontology annotation, biological process: regulation of DNA-templated transcription.
AUGGUUGCAUCGAGCGGGUGGUCCAGGUUCCCGUCUACCCUUCGUCUUCCGUCCGCGAGCCUAUCUGGAAAUCGUGGCUCCUUGCAAGUCGCAAACCUUCUAGCAAACCUUCUAGUUCUUACUUCCACCAUGAGCAAUAGCACAGCCCCCGCCCAGCCCAUAAGGGUACGAUCGACUUGCGACGUGUGCCUCGAUGCCAAAGUUCGUUGCUCACGGGACCGCCCAGCUUGCCGCCGAUGUCUACACCAUGGCCGCGACUGCGUGUACAGCAAUAAACGCCGUCUCGGACGGCCUCGAGGAACCACAAGCAGACCUCGUGCCGCGUCCUCGUCGACGGCCUCUGCGGGACCGUACACCAACCUCUCGCCGGACGAGACAGGACAUCCGAUGAGCACAUCUCACAUGAGUGGUAACUUUGGYGCGUUUUCGAACAGCCUUCCCUUGGAGUCCAUCUCUCCAUUCGCUCAGCAACAAAUGGCUCCCGCCAACAUAGGCUCCAGCGAGUAUCCUUUCUACCCUACUUGGCAGGCAGGAUUUGAUCACGAUGCGAGCGUGCCGGCCUUUCCCGCUCCCGAUUCUUCAAGGUCGGCGCAGGUUGCCUCGCGUCUCGAUCAUGUUCAGCAUGCCAACUUUGGAGGUGCUUACACGGGUUAUGAUCUCGGCUCAUUCAAUAUUGACACAAAUCCACCUCCUUUAGUCCACAGCACAAGUAACAAUGGUCUGGCCAGUCAUGUGGGAUCUUCACCUGAAUCCGCCCAAGACACAGAGUAUCCAUUUUCAACGAUGCUGUUGAGACCAGUGUACAGCAAUCUCGACAAUGGCCAAAGGAUUUUGCUGCCAGUGAUGUCUGCAGGUCUGACACCCACCGAUACCCCUCCAACCACGUCCGCGACAAAUACGCAUGUGCCCGCAUUCUGCUCUUGUUACAGCGACAUUCUACAAAGACUAUCGGAUUUGAAGGACAAUAAUUCCGGAGUGUCAACAUCGGAGCUGGAUCAGAUCAUGGAGCUGGAACAGGACAUCAGGAUACAGAUACUGGCCAUGGUCCGAUGUGAACUCUGCCUUUUUGAGCGACCUCGCGCUCUUCUGCUUGUUGGCGUUGUUCUUGAAAGCGUGCUAGACCUCUUGGAGUGUGCCUGUGUCACCGACACCCCGAUCAAUACAAGCGAGCAUGUGAGGCGUCCACCGAUGCUCACGCACACGAGCAGCAGUGGCUCUAGUUCGUCUUACAACUCCAAUCAUUUGUACGAGAUACCCACACUGAACGCGACGAACCCAAACGUCCAAUACAAUGUCUGCUCGAGCGAAAAAGCUGCACAACUCCGACAUCUUGUUCGCACUCGGCUGUAUGAGGUCUUGGGACUCACCCGGCAUCUGCACGAACACGUGCAGCGCUGUCGAUCCUGGGCGUCAAAUUUUGCGGCGGCCGAUACAACGAUGGCGGAAAUUGGCAAUCGAGUUUGCGCAUUGAUGAGUCGACUGGAAGGCUGA